This is a messenger RNA of Chlamydomonas reinhardtii, 2859 nucleotides long. RefSeq lists its product as uncharacterized. The transcript has 11 exons. The coding region runs from base 123 to 2492 and encodes 789 amino acids. Gene Ontology annotation, biological process: proteolysis. Lineage: Eukaryota; Viridiplantae; Chlorophyta; Chlorophyceae; Chlamydomonadales; Chlamydomonadaceae. The record is from RefSeq and is a predicted model, not a curated record. Gene Ontology annotation, molecular function: protein binding; serine-type endopeptidase activity.
CAAGGACGAUGGCUUAAGGGGCUCUAAACCAGUACUUCCGUCUUUCUGAGCACACUUGUUUGCGGGCCCCAACCAGUCCCAGGAGCUUUUUAUAGCUUAUUGUGGCAAUAAGGAGCUGUGGUAUGGUGGGAGGCAUUGUCGGCGUGCCGCUGAGCAGGUGCCGCCUCGACAGCGCUGCCGCCAGCGCCCUCAGCAGCACUUCCCGCAGUUCCGCCGCCGCCGCGGCGGCGGCGGCGACGAGGGCAGUAGCAGCUGCGGCCACAGCACGGCCAUGCGUUGCUACAGCCUGCUCGCCCUCGGGGUCAGCUAGCUCCUGGGCCGCCGCCUCAGCCUGUCGCGUCAGCACUGGACCCCAUGCAUCUGCUUCGCUGGCUGGUGCCGGGGGCGAGCACGCCGGGGCUCGUGGCGCCGCAUGGGUUUGCCACGCCACGCGACCGGUGCGCAAGCCACCGCUACGCAUGCGAGCGCCGCCGCCACAGCCGGAGGAUGGCGCGGAGAGCGGCGGGGCCACAGGCGAUGAUGACCUGGCGCUCAAGGAGGCGGUGGCGGCGGCGGCGGCGGCCCUCCUGCCGGGCGUGGUCCGGGUGACGUGCGUGCAGGACCUGCCUCGCUUCGACAUGCCGCUGCUGCUGGGCACUUUCAGGUCGUCCACGUGCAACGCCGUGGCGGUGGUUCACGGCGGCCAGCGCUACCUGCUGGCGCCCUCGGCGGCGGUGGCGUACGGCUCCCAGGUGCGCGUGUACCUGCCUGGCCGCGAGAAGCCCUUCCCCGCGCGGGUGGCGCACCUGGCAGUGGACUGCGAGCUGGCGGCGCUGGAGCUGAUCGGCAGUAGCAGCAGCAGCAACGGCAGCAACGGCAGCGGCAGCAGUAGCAGUAGCAGUAGCGGCGGCUCUGCGGCUGCCGCGGCGGCUGUGGAGGAGUUCUGGGGGGCGCUGCAGCCGUACCAGCUGGCGGACCAGGGGCUUCCGGCGCUGCAGGCGGCGGUGGGCGUGGUGUCGUAUGCGGAGGCGCAGCCGCAGCCAAGCCUGUCGCCCGGCACCGUCAUGCGCACCGAGGUCAUCACCUACCCCUCCGCGCUGCAGCGGCUGCUGGGGCUGACGGUGGCAGUGGCAAUCAGCAAGGAGCAGCUCGGAAGCGCGGUGGUGGACGGCCGGGGGCAGUGCUUGGGGGUCGUGUUCGGCCGCACCGUAGGCAGCGGCCGCCGCAAGGGCGGUGGCGCCGGCUCGGGCGCGGGCAGCGGCGGCAGUGGCGGCGGUGGCAGUGACUCGCGGUGGGGGCAGGGCCGGCGGCGGGUGGGGCGGCGGCGCGGGCGGCGCGGGCAGCAGGAGGCGUCGGCGCUGGUGGUGCCGGUGCCGGUGGUGGCCCACUUCCUGGAGGACCUCCAGAAGCACGGCCGCUACCUGGGCUUCCCCACACUGGGCAUCCAGUGGCGGCGCACCGAGUCGCCGGCGCUGAGGAGGUACACAGGCAUGGCGCCCGAGCAGACCGGCGUGGCCAUUGUGUCCAUCAACCCCACCGCGGCGCUGGCGGCGGCGGGCGGCCAGCCGCUUGACGUGCUGGCGGCGGUGGGGGACGCGGCGGUGGGCAACGACGGCACGGUGGCCUUCCGCGGCGGCUCCGAGUCCAUCAACAUCUCCUACCACAUCAGCCAGUUCCAGGUUGGCGACACGCUGGACCUGACGCUGCUGCGGCGCGGCGCCGCCCUCACGCUGCCCAUCACCCUGGGCGUGCCGGGGCGGCUGCUGCCGCUGCACCUGGCUGGCGCGCCGCCGCAGUGGCUGGUGGUGUCGGGCCUGGUGCUGACGGUGCUGUCGGGCCCCUUCCUGGAGGGCGCGUUCGGCCGCGGCUGGGCGGUGCGCGCGCCCGUGCAGCUGCUGCGCGAGUGGCACAACCACCCCGCCUCGGAGGAUGAGCAGGUGGUGGUGGUGGCGGAGUGUCAGGACAUGGGGCCCGGCAGUGCCACCGACGGCUACGAGCGGAGAGCGGUGAUGCACCAGCGGGUGGUGCGCUGCAACGGCCAGCGGGUCCGCAACCUGCGCCACCUCACCCUGAUGGUGGCAGAGGCCAUCGCGGACGCCACCAUCGCACCGGCGGUGCCAGCCGCCGCCGCCGCCGCCACCACCGUUGACGUCACCGCCACCGCCACCGCGGCUGUGGGCAGCUCCUCCCAGAGCCCUGAGCUCGGCUCGGGAUCCGGAUCGGGAUCCAGCUCGGGGCCGCCGCUGGAUCCGUCGUACAUCACGCUGGAGCUGUCGUCGCGGCUGGUGAUGGUGCUGCCCCUGGAGGUGGUGGUGGCGGACACGCGGGAGAUGCUGGGGGAGUACGAGGUGGCACACGCCGUGUCGGAGGACCUGCGGACAGAGUACGAGGGCGUGAUGAAGGCGAGGCGGCAGCAGCUGGCGGCGGCGGGAGAGAAGGGCGCGGGGGCGGGGGAGAAGGCAGGGAAGGGCAAGGGGAAGGGGCGGGGCGGGCGGAGCGGCAAGGGCCGGUAGGCAUGGAUGCAAUGUGGCUGCAAGCGGCGACGUCGCUGAGGCAAAGUAGGGUUGAUGCUUAGACCUACACACGUACAUGUGUUCAGGCCAGGUGGGCAGGCGUUACAUGGACGGCGCGAGGUGGUUGCCGCCAGGCCGCGCUGACCUGCGCUGACCCCGACUGUGUUCGUGUACGGGUUUGUCAGCCAGUACCUGGCGGUCCUUGAAGGGUUAAAGCCCCUCUCGAUUGGUCGUCAGGUCCACAGCCUUGCCACAUGUUGCGGAAUGUAUCGGCUGGCGUGCAGUCUGAGGCAGGGGAGUGUCGAAACACGGGAGGCGUAGUGUCGGCAAGAGUGCCGGCGUGAUGGGAGGCGAUGAUGUGGCUCCA